AUGAAGCAAACCGUCGACAAGGACGGCAAGCCCUGUCGGGUAUGCGACUCGUUCAAGUCCUGGCGGCAGCACGAGGCCAAGGGCCAUAGCAAGGCAAAGAAAGCAGCGGCAGCGACAACAGCAGCAGCAGCAGCAGUGGCGGCGACAGGAUCGUCGGCGUCGUCGAUCAUGACGCUGGCGGAUGACGAGUGCCCGCCAGACACACAGGUGCUUGGGCGGGCGACGUGGACGUUUCUGCACACAAUGGCGGCGUACUACCCCGAAAAGGCAGACAGCAGGCAGCAGGGGAUCAUGCAGUCGCUGCUGACCAGCUUCUCGUACUUCUACCCGUGUGGGAGGUGCGCGACGCACCUGCGCUCCGAGAUGGAAAAGCACCCGCCCGCCGUGGACACGCGCGCGGGGCUCUCGCAGUGGAUGUGCCAGACGCACAACAAAGUCAACAUCAUGCUUGGCAAGGACGAGUUCGACUGCACCAAGGUGGACGAGAGGUGGCGCGACGGGCCCAAGGAUGGGCGGUGCUCGUGGGCGCAGGACGUCGAGUACUGA
This is a messenger RNA of Kickxella alabastrina, 546 nucleotides long. RefSeq names its product ERV/ALR sulfhydryl oxidase domain-containing protein. NCBI's taxonomy places the organism in Eukaryota, Fungi, Kickxellomycota, Kickxellomycetes, Kickxellales, Kickxellaceae. Gene Ontology annotation, molecular function: flavin adenine dinucleotide binding; flavin-dependent sulfhydryl oxidase activity. The record is from RefSeq and is a predicted model, not a curated record. Gene Ontology annotation, cellular component: mitochondrion. The coding region runs from base 1 to 546 and encodes 181 amino acids. The transcript has a single exon.